AUGGCUAGUACACAGGAAGUGUUCACAGCAGCUCAGGUGGGUAGCAUUCUUGAGGAUGACACCGAGUUUGUUUUCUCUGGAAGCGAUGAUGACUUCGAUGCUCUCCUUGAUGAAGACCUCGACCCACUAGAGAGAGAGCAAGUGAGAGAUCACACCCCCGAGCCAUCUCCUGCACCAUCAGAGACACCAUCAUUUCCUGGACCAUCGCCUGGACCAUCGACCCAGCAUGCUACACUACCCACUCACAGCCGAGAGACCAAUAGAUAUGCUGCCUCCUGUCUGGCAUCCUCCAACCCCAGUAGUGGACCAGUACCCGAGUGGAGUACAAGCGAAGAGGAGAUCAGAGCAUACCUCGGAUUGUCAAUCCUGAUGGGAAUCACGAAGCUGCCAGACCUGUACGAUUACUGGUCUACCUCAGAUGUUCUCCACAACUUUGCCAUUGCCUCUAGGAUAUCUCGGAAACGGUUUCUGGAAAUUCAGAGGUACCUGCACGACUUCGCCGUGUACACUGGGAAGGAGGGAACAGUUCAGAAAGACCUUGGGGGAGAUCUGGAGAGAGGAGAAAGCAUUGCUCGUCAGAGGGGUAAUCUGGUGGCAACCGUCUGGAGGGACCGGAGGUUGGUGUACGCAAUGUCCACCAACAGCGACCCUACAACACCAGCGACAGUCCAGAGAAAAGGGAAAGAUGGCACAACUCACACAGUGUCCUGCCCAAGAAAUGUAGUUGCCUACAAUAAAUACAUGGGGGGAGUUGACCAUGCAGACCAACUCCGCAACUACUACCAUGUCAGGUGCAAGUCCAGAAAGUUCUAUCGAUACCUCUUCUGGUUCGCCUUCGAUUGUGCAGUUGUCAAUGCCUUUAUCCUCUGGAAAAACUACCAGCCCCUGACAGAUGUGAGCGUGCGUCAGCAGAACAUCAAACACUUUCGAAUUGCGCUAGCCAAUGGACUCAUUGGGUCCUACAACUCACGUCAGCGGUAUGCUGUCCCAACUUCGGUGAAAGAGGCCAGUAUCCACAGCAGAUGUCCACCACGAAAGAGAGCCAGGACAGCGAGCAGCACACCCAUCACAGGGCCACAUUUUCCCAUCAAGGGCAACCGUGGAAAAUGUUUCUUUUGCUGGAACAUCAGAGGAGAGAGACACGAGACUAACGUGCGGUGCAGGCAGUGUGGCAAAGCCCUGUGCGUGGAAUCGAGGGAUCCCCCUGGCCCAUCAUGCUUUGAACGAUACCAUUCACACUCUCAAUAACUUGACUAAGCCUUUCAUCAUCCCCCCUUACUUAUCUGCACUCUGUAACCCAAUGCAAAACUGAAGCAGCCAUUACAUAACAAUCUCACCUUUUUCCACGCAGCGUUUGCGCUUCCUCCCCGCGCAAAAGAAUAUUAUUAGCUUCUGUGCGAGUAGACCAGAACCUCAGGCAAGGUUUGGAUCACAUGAUGGCCG
Messenger RNA from Geodia barretti, 1443 nucleotides. NCBI's taxonomy places the organism in Eukaryota, Metazoa, Porifera, Demospongiae, Tetractinellida, Geodiidae. The record is from the annotation of a GenBank genome assembly.